AUGCGCUUCACCAAGCCGAGCUGGCUGAUACACGGCGGCGAGAAGAAGGACCACGAGGUGUACAGCUGCCACGUCUCGCCCGACGGCACGCGUCUGGCCACGGCGGCGGGAGAUGGCCAUGUGCGCAUCUGGUCCACCGAAGCCAUCCUCAACGCCGCGAACCCCGCCUACACCAAGCCCAAGCAGCUCGCAUCGCUGUCCUACCACUCGGGCACCGUCCACUCCGUGCGCUUCAGUCCCAACGGCAAGUACCUGGCCUCCGGUGCCGACGACAAGAUCGUAUGUGUCUACACACUCGACCCCGGACCGCCAUCGCACGCGACGUUCGGCAGCAACGAGACGCCGCCCGUCGAGAACUGGAGGAUCUUCCGGCGGCUGAUUGGGCACGACAACGAUGUGCAAGAUCUGGGCUGGAGCUGCGACAGCUCAAUCCUCGUGUCCGUCGGCCUGGACAGCAAGGUCGUCGUGUGGUCAGGCAGCACCUUCGAGAAGCUGAAGACGCUGGCACAGCAUCAAUCGCACGUCAAAGGCAUCACGUUUGACCCAGCCAACAAGUACUUUGCAACGGCCUCCGAUGACAGGAGCAUCAAGAUCUACCGCUUCACUUCGCCCCCUCCAAACGCCACAGCCUACGAUCAGACGAGCAACUUUACUCUCGAAACGACAGUUACCGCGCCGUUCAGUACUUCACCGUUGACGACCUACUUUCGAAGAUGCUCGUGGAGUCCCGAGGGCGCUCAUAUCGCCGCUGCUAAUGCUGUCAAUGGCCCUGUCAGCUCUGUUGCGAUUGUCAAUAGAGGCAGCUGGGAUAGUGAGAUCAACCUCAUUGGCCAUGAGGGACCAGUCGAGGUCUGCGCUUUCUCGCCCCGUUUGUUCUGUCGAGAACCUCCGCCGCCGGGACAAGACCCCAAGAACUACGUCUCGCCUGGCGCAGUGACUGUCGUGGCGUGCGCGGGACAGGACAAGACUCUCAGCGUCUGGAACACAAGCUUUCCACGACCUUUCGUCACCACCAGCGAGCUUAGCGCAAAGGCCAUCAGCGAUCUGGCUUGGACUCCCGAUGGAGAGACAUUAUUCCUUACCUCCUUGGACGGUACUAUUGCAGCAAUGGUCUUCGAGAAAGGCGAGCUUGGCUACCCGGCGCCUCACAACGAGUAUGACAAAGCGCUUGCGAAGUAUGGAGCGGGGCGCAAGGUGGGCUUGGUCGAGAGUGCGGAUGCUCUGCGCCUGGAAGAGGGGAGCAAAGCAGACGAGAUCAAGGUGGUCGAGGGUCGUAUGGGCGAGCUCAUGGGAGAGGGACAUGCUCCAGUAGGCACCUUGGUCAAUGGUGAUGCUUCCACGCAAGAAACUGGCGAUGCUCAAAUGGCGAAUGGCGUUGACCCUGAGCCCGUUCCGGUGCCGGCAGCGCCCAAAGACCCUCGAGUUGAGAGAGUGGACAAACUGAAGCAGCGAGUAACCAUCACAAAGGAUGGCAAGAAGCGAGUCGCACCAUUGCUGCUAUCGACUUCCAAUCAAGGCGAAGCGAACCUUCCAAAGCCACAAUUGCAGGCCGCGGUCAGGCAAGGUGGGAGUACAUCGGACGAGCCAGCCAAGAUUCUUGACCUGAGUAAGCCUUAUGAUGGACUACCAAAAGGUGGUCUUGCCAGCCUGCUAUUCGGCAACAAGCGAAAGUAUGCAGAAAUCGCGGACGCAGACGGUGAUAGCAGAGGAGGCGAGAAACGAGUGCAGGCAAUACAACUGUCUGGUGCCACGCCUAUCGUUCAUAACACGGAAAAUGGGCUUGUGCCAGCCAGCUCUGCGUCGGCGACUACCCGUCCAAUCGAGGUACCCGAUGCUCUGCGACCGGCUCUGGUAAACCCGAGCUUGACAGCAAGCCAGACUCGUCUCGCUGUGCCGAUGAUAAGGACGACCAUUCAGCGGCCGUUGGACAACAACCGACCUGCCGGGAAACCCGGUGAUGCGAUGGCUGUAGAUACACAGGACAGCGAUGCACGGAUCAUCUUUGAGGUGCGCAAUGCCUCGGGACCAUCUCGGACUGGCCGCGCACAGGAUAAAGACCCAACACGGAUCACGCUCACGAAGCAGGGUCAGAUCCUUUGGCAAGACUUUUUGCCCCGUGCGGUCUUGCUGGUCACAGGCAACAGAAACUUCUGGGUAGCAGGCUGCGAAGAUGGCACCAUCCAUGUCUGGACGCCGGCUGGCCGCAGGCUUAUGAGUGCUGUGGUUUUAGAAGCGCAGCCUGUCAUACUGGAUUGCAGGGGCUGGUGGCUCAUGGCCGUUACCGCAGUUGGCACUUGUUAUGUGUGGGACUUGAGGACUAUGGCUGCGCCACAUCCCCCAGUGCAACUGGCCCCGGUGUUAGACGUAGCUGCACAGGCACAGCAAGGACAUCUCACCGCAGGCCCUAGUCUCAUGUUUGCACGCCUCAACUCUCAAGGACGCAUUAUCCUUGGCAUGAGCAACGGCGAUGGGUUUGCUUAUAACCCCAACAUGUUUUCCUGGCAGCGCUUGAGCGAAUCGUGGUGGUCUGUUGGCUCGCAGUACUGGAAUACGGCCGACAGUUCCGUUGCCGCGGUUGCCAGCAACUCAAGAUCCAAUAUCGCUGGUCAGCAGUCAUCCAUGCUGGAUGAAAUUAACCCCGAGAAUAUCUCUGCCGGUAUCAUACCGCUGCUGGAGCGAAAUACUACUGCACACGCGCUCAUGAAAGGACGCGCAUACUUUCUGCAGCGGCUGGUCAAGCAAUUGUUAUCUGCAGAAGGCUUUGAAGGCUUUGAGUCGGCAGUCUCAAUUGCACACCUCGAGAACCGCAUCGCUGCAUCACAGACCUUGGGAGCCAAAGACGAGUUUCGCUUCUAUCUCGUCAUGUAUGCAAAGCGCAUUGGCGCCGAAGGCUUGCACGGGAAGGUCAAAGAGCUUCUUCAAGGACUUACUGGCCCACUGUUCGAGGACGAGAACGCAGAUGGUGGUUUUGAAUGGAGCGACACCAACGUGAUUGUUGGUUGGGACCGUCGAGGCUUACUUCAAGAGGUCGUGACGGUACUUGGCAAGCACAGAGACUUGCAGCGCAUCCUAGGAUUCUUCGAUACGUACCUGAAAGCCACGAGAGAAGCGGAUCAUCCAGGCGAUUAG
Molecule: messenger RNA, 3129 nt
Organism: Fulvia fulva
Lineage: Eukaryota; Fungi; Ascomycota; Dothideomycetes; Mycosphaerellales; Mycosphaerellaceae
Exons: 1
Coding region: 1-3129 (1042 amino acids)
Biological process (GO): DNA-templated transcription; chromatin remodeling; regulation of DNA-templated transcription
Cellular component (GO): nucleus; HIR complex
Molecular function (GO): protein binding; nucleosome binding
Source: RefSeq, a predicted model, not a curated record